Eupeodes corollae is the source of this 678-nucleotide messenger RNA. RefSeq names its product general odorant-binding protein 99a-like. Lineage: Eukaryota; Metazoa; Arthropoda; Insecta; Diptera; Syrphidae. Gene Ontology annotation, biological process: sensory perception of smell. The coding region runs from base 152 to 592 and encodes 146 amino acids. The record is from RefSeq and is a predicted model, not a curated record. Gene Ontology annotation, molecular function: odorant binding. The transcript is spliced from 2 exons.
UCUGACCAACCAUUAGAGAUAAUAUAAUAAUUCCUUAUCUACAAGAAGAACUGACACUGCAGAAAAAGGCCUCCUAUAAAUAUUUCUGCCUUACCAGCGUUUGCUGUUAGUCUAAUUGAAAUCUUCGAAUAGGACACACAUUUUUAAAAACAUGAAAACCUUCCUAGUUAUUUUUGCCAUAAUCGCUGCUGUUGUAGCUGAUGAAUGGGUUCCAAAGAAAUUUGAAGAAAUCAAGGGAAUUCGUGCCGAAUGCUUGGCCUCCAACCCAUUAUCAACGGAACAAGUUGAUAGCUUGAAGGCAUUUAUUUAUCCCGAUGAGGAGCCUGUGCGCAAGUACAUUCAAUGUUGUAGCGAGAAAUUGGAAAUCUUCUGCGAGCACGAAGGAUACCAUGUUGAUCGUAUUGUCAAGCAAUUCAAGUUGAAAAUGGAUGAAGCCGAAGCUACUGCCAUUGUUGAGAAGUGCGUUGACAAGAACGAACAGAAGAGCAGUGCUGAUGUUUGGGUGUUCCGUGGACACAAGUGUUUGAUGGGCAGCAAGAUCGGAGAUGGAAUCAAGGAAUUCGUCCAGAAGGCUAUGGCUAAGAAAGCUUAAGAUGGGUGUGCUGGUGUGUAAAAUAAGAGACUGAGAUAGGAAUUUUGAAUAAAAAAAAGACAAAAUUAAUGAAAACAUAACAAAAA